AUGGGAAAUUUGAGCUAUUCUGUUAGAGAUUUCCUUAUCAGGUUCUUGAUGGUUAGCAAAUGGAAUGGUGGAUUUUUGGUUCAAUUUGUGGUUCUAUCAGAUUUAUGGUGGCUAGUCUCAGGUUUAGGCUCCAUGUCUUCCAUUGCCGUUUCUUAUGGUGAGAAUGGUCCUGUCUUUUGUGGUAUAAAAUCAGAUGGAUCUCAUCUUGUGAAUUGUUAUGGUUCAAAUUCAGCUAUAAUCUAUGGAACUCCAACUCAUUUCCCUUUUAUCGGUCUAACUGCUGGAGAUGGCUUUGUUUGUGGGCUUCUGUUGGAAUCUAACCAACCCUAUUGUUGGGGAAGUAGUGGCUAUCUUCGACCAGGUGUGCCUCAGCCGAUGAUGGAAGAGGCUGAGUAUGUAGAAAUCAGUGCUGGUGAUUACCAUUUAUGUGGUUUGAGAAAGCCAUUAACUGGCAGGCAUAGAAACCUCGCUCUUAUUGAUUGUUGGGGUUACAACAUGACAAGGAACCAUGUGUUUGAUGGGCAGAUUCAAUCAAUCUCAGCUGGUUCUGAGUUUAAUUGUGGAUUGUUUUCAGAGAAUAGGACUGUUUUCUGUUGGGGUGAUGAGGCUAGUAGCCAAGUAAUCAGCUUGAUUCCUCAAGAAAUGAGGUUUCAAAAGAUUGCAGCUGGUGGAUAUCACGUUUGUGGGAUUCUAGAGGGGGUGAAUUCAAGAGCCUUUUGUUGGGGAAGGAGCUUGGACCUUGAAGAAGAGAUUUCUCUGAUAUCAGCAGCGUAUUUGAAUCAAGGCAAUGUUCAUUUGCCUCCGAGUUAUCCUAUGUUGUCUGUCGUGGGAGGAAAGUUCCAUGCUUGUGGAAUCAAGAGCUAUGACAGCGAGGUGAUUUGUUGGGGCUAUAUUGUAAAACCAAGCACUCCAACUCCUACCGGCAUUAAGGUCUACGAAAUCGCUGCUGGAAAUUACUUCACUUGUGGAAUUCUUGCCGAGAAAUCUCUCUCACCUGUUUGUUGGGGUCUUGGGUUCCCUAGCUCUCUUCCCCUAGCUGUUUCACCUGGACUCUGCAAGACUACUCCUUGCCCGCCUGGUUCCUUCGAAGUUUUUGAUGCCAAUGCACCUUGCAAGUCUCCAGAUUCUCAUGCUUGCUUGCCUUGCAGUAAUGGUUGCCCUGCUGAAAUGUACCAGAAAACGGAAUGCACUUCGAAAUCAGACCGCCAGUGUGAUUAUAAUUGUUCGAGUUGCUAUUCAGCAGAAUGCUUCUCAAACUGUUCUUCUUUAUAUUCCAAUGAUGCUAAAGGAAAGAACAGGUUUUGGUCAUUGCAAUUGCCGGUCGUUAUUGCAGAGAUAGGCUUUGCUGUGUUCUUGGUGAUUGUUGUAACAGCAACUGCUAUUUUGUAUGUUCGCUAUAGGUUAAGGAACUGCCAAUGCUCGACAAAACAAUCGAAGCCGAAAAAAACCAAUGGAAGUGGUUCUUCAAUUUCUAAAGAUAACGGAAAGAUCCGCCCCGACAUGGAUGAGAUUAAGUUAAGGAGGGCAGAGAUGUUCACUUAUGAGGAGCUUGAAAGGGCCACCAGUGGAUUCAAGGAAGAAUCCAUAGUGGGAAAAGGAAGUUUCUCAUGUGUUUACAAGGGGGUAUUAAAGAAUGGGACAGUCGUUGCGGUUAAAAAGGCUAUAGUGUUUUCUGAUAAGCAGAAAAACUCCAAAGAAUUCCACACUGAGCUUGAUCUGCUAUCAAGACUAAACCAUGCCCAUUUGCUCAACCUGCUUGGCUAUUGUGAAGAAGGUGGAGAAAGGCUUCUGGUCUACGAAUUCAUGGCUCAUGGAUCCUUGCACCAGCAUCUUCAUGGGAAGAACCCUGCCUUAAAACAGCAGUUGGAUUGGGUUCGUAGGGUUACCAUUGCGGUUCAAGCAGCACGGGGAAUCGAAUACUUGCAUGGUUAUGCUUGCCCACCUGUAAUUCAUCGAGACAUCAAAUCUUCAAACAUUCUCAUUGAUGAAGAACACAAUGCCAGAGUGUCUGAUUUUGGCCUUUCUUUGUUGGGGCCAGCUGAUAGUAGCUCGCCAUUGGCUGAGCUACCUGCGGGAACUCUUGGCUAUCUUGAUCCUGAGUACUACAGGCUUCACUACCUCACAACCAAAUCUGAUAUUUAUAGCUUUGGCGUGUUGCUUUUGGAAAUCCUCAGUGGCAGAAAAGCCAUAGAUAUGCAAUAUGAAGAAGGAAACAUAGUCGAAUGGGCAGUUCCUCUGAUCAAAGCUGGAGAUAUAUCGGCCAUAUUGGACCCAGUUUUGAAGCCUCCAUUGGACACUGAAGCUUUGAAAAGGAUUGCAAACGUGGCUUGCAAGUGUGUUAGAAUGAGGGGGAAGGAAAGGCCGUCAAUGGAUAAAGUAACAACAGCUUUAGAACGUGCCCUUGCACAGCUAAUGGGCAGUCCAUGCAAUGACCAGCCAAUAUUGCCAACCGAAGUUGUUCUUGGAAGCAGUAGAUUGCACAAGAAAUCUUCUCAAAGAUCUUCGAACCGAUCAGCAGUCUCGGAAACUGAUGUCGUAGAAGGCGAAGACCAAAGGAUCGAGUUCCGUGCGCCUUCGUGGAUAACUUUUCCGAGCGUUACUUCCUCGCAAGGGAGAAAGUCUUCAGCCUCGGAUGCAGAUGUUGAUGGCAAAACCUCAGCAAGAACUUUAGGCUACGUUGCAAAUGUAGGGGAUGGGUUGAAGAGUUUGGACGAAGAGAUUGGACCUGCUUCACCUCAAGAAAGACUGUUCUUGCAGCAUAAUUUCUGA
This is a messenger RNA of Dovyalis caffra, 2769 nucleotides long. Lineage: Eukaryota; Viridiplantae; Streptophyta; Magnoliopsida; Malpighiales; Salicaceae. The record is from the annotation of a GenBank genome assembly.